UGAAGCCGCUCGUCUCGGCAAGCACGGAGAAGAAGGAAGUGCCAGACCACAGAGUUGUAGGUGCUCUCAGAGACGCUGACCUGUUAAAAAUCUUGUCCAGCCGAGCAGUGAAUUCUCCGAUGUUUUGAAAGCAGAGGCAGGUCCCGACAGCAAUCUCAGAAGAGCAGGCUCUGGCCGGAGAGAUGAUGCUCAGGAUGCCCAACUCUCUGCUAAAGCUACCCAGGGUGCUGCUGAGCCACAAGCACAGGGCUCUGUUCAUCCUCACCCUCAUGUUGAUGUCCUUUGCCUACCUCACGUUGUACUGGAGAAUCGUGGAGGACUCCUACGGCAGUGGCCUCUACGACCUGCCUGGGGAAUUCAACUGUGCUCACUCUGUGCCUUUUUCCCUUCCAAAUGCUGGGGAGCCCUCUCCUUCCAGAGGGAACGUGUUUUUCGUGGAGACCUCGGAGCGGAUUAACCCAGGUUACCUGUUCUCGUGCUCUGUGGAGUCAGCGGCCAGGACACACCCCAGGACAAGCGUUGUGGUGCUCAUGAAAGGCUUGGCAAAAGGAAAUGCCUCCUUACUCAAACACUGGGUUUUCUCCUUGCUGAGCUGCUUCCCCAACGUGGAAAUCCGGCCCCUGGACUUGCCAGAGCUCUUUUCUGGAACGCCUCUGAAGAAGUGGUACUUGUGGCCUCUGCGGCGCUGGGAGCCUUAUUUCCUACCCGUCCUGUCUGAUGCGUGCAGAAUUGUCCUCAUGUGGAAAUUUGGUGGCAUCUACCUCGAUACAGACUUCAUUGUGCUUAGGAACUUAGAGAACCUCACCAAUUCCCUCGGGAUACAGAGUGAGGAUGAACUGAAUGGGGCCUUUUUGUCCUUUAAGCCCAAGCACAGGUUCAUGGCGCUUUGCAUGAAAGACUUUGUGAAGAACUACAAUGCCUGGAUCUGGGGACACCAGGGCCCACAUCUCCUAACACGUGUCUUCAAGAAGUGGUGCCCCAUCAGGACUAUUCAGAGCAUGAGCUGCAAAGGGGUGAGGGCUCUUGACCCAGAAGCAGUUUAUCCUAUUCCCUGGCAGGACUGGAAGAAGUUAUUUGAGGCAACCAGUGCCUCGGAGCUUCACAAACUCCUUAAGAACACCUAUGCAGUGCACAUAUGGAAUCAAAUGAACCACAGGACCAGGCUAGAGAUCCCUUCCCAGGCUCUGCUGGCUCAGCUCUAUUCUCAGUUCUGCCCCGCCACCUAUGCAAAGAUGAAACAGGACUCUCAAGAGUGGUCAAGGCCUGCAAUGUGACCUGUGGGCCCUUGGCAGCAGAGAAGUUCCCCAAUCUGAAGCAAACUGAGUGCCUUUGACCUUCCACAGUUGUUUUCUAGACCAGGGAGCAGAUGUUCCAUGUGACAGCUCUAUGAUU
Chiroxiphia lanceolata (lance-tailed manakin) is the source of this 1392-nucleotide messenger RNA. It is a transcript of the gene A4GALT, whose product is annotated as alpha 1,4-galactosyltransferase (P blood group). Gene Ontology annotation, molecular function: acetylglucosaminyltransferase activity. Gene Ontology annotation, biological process: protein O-linked glycosylation. The record is from RefSeq and is a predicted model, not a curated record. The transcript is spliced from 3 exons. Lineage: Eukaryota; Metazoa; Chordata; Aves; Passeriformes; Pipridae. Bases 183 to 1274 code for a protein of 363 amino acids.